CUUCGUGCCCCCACCCCCCAGGCUGCUGAAUGAGAGUGACAAGCGCCCCUUCAUUGAGGAGGCCGAGCGGCUCCGCAUGCAGCACAAGAAGGACCACCCGGACUACAAAUACCAGCCUAGGCGGCGGAAGAAUGGGAAGGCGGCCCAGGGGGAGGCCGAGUGCCCUGGCGGGGAGGUGGAGCAGGGCGGGGCGGCUGCCAUCCAGGCCCACUACAAGAGCGCCCACCUGGACCACCGGCACCCAGGAGAGGGCUCCCCGAUGUCAGACGGGAACCCUGAGCAUACUUCAGGCCAGAGCCACGGUCCGCCCACCCCUCCAACCACCCCAAAGACGGAGCUGCAGUCCGGCAAGGGCGACCCCAAGCGGGACGGGCGCGCCCUGGGGGAGGGCGGGAAGCCCCACAUCGACUUUGGCAAUGUGGACAUCGGCGAGAUCAGCCAUGAGGUGAUGUCCAACAUGGAGACCUUUGACGUGGCCGAGUUGGACCAGUACCUGCCGCCCAACGGGCACCCAGGCCAUGUGGGCAGCUAUUCGGCAGCCGGCUAUGGGCUGGGCAGCGCCCUGGCUGUGGCCAGCGGACACUCUGCCUGGAUCUCCAAGCCGCCAGGCGUGGCUCUGCCCACAGUCUCGCCACCUGGUGUAGAUGCCAAGGCCCAGGUGAAGACGGAGACCUCGGGGCCCCAGGGGCCCCCGCACUACACUGACCAGCCGUCCACCUCCCAGAUAGCCUACACCUCGCUCAGCCUGCCCCACUACGGCUCCGCCUUCCCCUCCAUCUCCCGCCCCCAGUUCGACUACUCUGACCAUCAGCCCUCGGGACCCUACUACGGCCACUCGGGCCAGGCCUCCGGCCUGUACUCAGCCUUCUCCUACAUGGGGCCCUCGCAGCGGCCCCUCUACACAGCCAUCUCUGACCCCAGCCCCUCGGGCCCCCAGUCCCAUAGCCCAACACACUGGGAGCAGCCAGUAUACACAACGCUGUCCCGACCCUAGAGGGGGCUCUGGCACCAGCCCCACCAGGCCCUGCUGGGCACUGACCCCUCCCGCCCUUGCUUCCUGUGCCUUGUCCAGCUGGGGCUUGCAGGUGGCUGGAGGCCUGCCCUGUGAUCCCUCCCUGCCCCGUCCAGGUGCCGGCCUGGGCAAAGCCCUGGCAGCUAGUUUGGACCAAGGAGAUGGAAGCUGACCAGCCCCCCUCCCCAACCUCCAGACUGCAAGAAUGAGGGCUGCACCUUCCUCCCCCAAGAAUGACCCUCAACCUCAGAGCCUGACAAGGGCCCGCCCACCGCCCAGAGGGAGGAGGGGCAUCCCGGGUUGGACGGAUGGCAGCUGGAGGCUUUGCCACUACUAGGCACAGGGACCGAGGGGCCGGACUUGGCCCUGUGCCACGUUACCUGGGGGCCAGGCCAACCAGAGACAUCGGUGCCCACUCGGGGGCCAAGGACUGCUCAGGGCAGCUCCACGGUGUGUGGAGGGCUGGGGUCUGAGUGGGGACUCUCCAGCCCCCUCAAUGCGCUCUCCCCGCCCCUCGUGAACACAGAAUGGAGGUGGCACAGAGCCCCGGGUCCAGUGCUGUGCCAACAGCCUCAUUCCUCACCUGAUGGAGAGACAGUGCCUGUCGCCCUUGGGCCAGCCUCCCAGCCAGGUAGGCAAGGGCCCCAGGGACACAUUGAGAGACAAUUCCUGGACCCCCUCCCCAGGCCCCUCUUCCCUUGGUCAGGCUUGCAGGCCCUGCUCUGUCAGCCCCAAGGCCCCUGGUUCCCCACAAGUUCGAACUGCUCAGGCCCCCAGUGGCUGACAGGCGGCCGAAGCCACUAAAGCCCUCCACAUACUUUCUGCCCCCUCACCCUCCGCCUCCCAGUGGUACCUGAAUAAAAGUGUAGCUCUGCCCACCCCCUUUCCUGUUCUCAGACCCCUCGCUCCACAUGUAACUCAUUACUGUCCCCCUCUUAUUUAUCUCAGUAGCCCCCUCCCGUCCUGCUACUCCAGCCCCCAUUAACCCCGCAUUAAGCAUUCCACGUAAUAAAAGUAAAGGUUCCUUA
Molecule: messenger RNA, 2040 nt
Organism: Echinops telfairi (small Madagascar hedgehog)
Lineage: Eukaryota; Metazoa; Chordata; Mammalia; Afrosoricida; Tenrecidae
Gene: SOX10
Product: SRY-box transcription factor 10
Exons: 2
Coding region: 77-994 (305 amino acids)
Biological process (GO): morphogenesis of an epithelium; peripheral nervous system development; neural crest cell migration
Cellular component (GO): nucleus
Molecular function (GO): RNA polymerase II cis-regulatory region sequence-specific DNA binding; DNA-binding transcription factor activity, RNA polymerase II-specific
Source: RefSeq, a predicted model, not a curated record